Molecule: messenger RNA, 342 nt
Organism: Metarhizium robertsii ARSEF 23
Lineage: Eukaryota; Fungi; Ascomycota; Sordariomycetes; Hypocreales; Clavicipitaceae
Product: Nucleotide-binding, alpha-beta plait
Exons: 5
Coding region: 1-342 (113 amino acids)
Molecular function (GO): RNA binding
Source: RefSeq, a predicted model, not a curated record
AUGUCCAAAGUUUUCGUUGGGAGCCUUCCUUGUCAUAUCGACUCGGACUCUCUGAGGCAAGAGUUCCAGAAAUUCGGAACCGUCACCGACGCGGCAGGCCGGGAAACUGGCCGCAGCCGCGGGUUUGGCUUCGUCACUUUUGCGGAUGAAGAGGGAUCAACCAAGGCAAUUUCGGAGGGCAAUGGAAUGGAGAUAAAUGGCCGGCGUCUUUCAGUCGUCCAGAGUGCUGAGCGUCCGAGAAACGACUACGGUCGACGAGGUGGGGGAAAUGACUUUGGUCGACGAGAUGAGAGGAACGACCGUGGAUACGGUGGAGGCGGACGAUCUGGAGGGUACUACUAG